AUGACCACCGCGGGACUCGAAAGAUUCGUCCAUUCGGCAGCAUUUUUCUUCUUCGCCCUUAUCCUCUUCUGCCUCAUCCUCCUUAGCCCAGCCGAUGCCAUCUACCAAUGUUACGAGACCAACCGACUCAAGAACAUCUUCUUUAUUACCGGAGCCUAUGUGAUUACGUUCCUCCUCGCAGUGCUCAUCUACGCGACACGUAUAUACACCAAUCGCAGCACCUUAGCAGGUAUUCCGAAAGCUUGGAUCCCCGUUGAGAAGGAAGAUGUGAACAAGAGCGUGAGACACUUGGUGAAGGAUGGACUCACCCGGAGCACCGUCCUUGCGUACCAGGCCCGUCCGCGCGAUAUAUCAGAAGAGAUGGGGAGCUUUCAGAACCACCAAGAUCUUUUGAUCGACCCGAAGAAUCCGCCAUGGGGUCAUGUCGAGCACCCGGGCUGGUCAUCGCCCGCCUCGCCAGACCUGCCCGAUCUACCAUACCGCACCGUCAUCCCGGAACUUCCCAAUCUCAUUGAAGCGAAAGCCGUGUCGCUAGCUCCCGCCGACGAGCUAGCUCCCGUCGACCUGGAUCCUUUCGACCCGACCGGCGAGCUUGCGACAUCAUCUCUUCCCGAUACACGUGUGGUGGAAGUUCUACAACGGCCGGCCUCGAUGGGUUUGCGGCAAUACAUUGGUCAUCUCACGUCAUUAGGAGUGAUCAAUCCCCCGGAGGUUGGCGCCGAUUUUCUAGCACUUUAUGAGCGCGCACGAUUUUCCUCACAUCAGUUGCACGACGCGGAAUUCCGUGAGCUGAUGCAUCUAUUUGCGGAGAUACUACGAGGCAUGACAUCCCCCGCUCCACCGGCCGUGGAGGAAAUCCGAGACAGCGCAAGCAACUACCGUCGCGCGGAUACCGAGUCAGUCAUUGGACCAUCGGAUGAGGAGGGCGAAACCGACACCGUGGAUAACGAUGGGUACAAUGGAACAUUUACACCGGUUCGAAGCAAUAGUCUUCGGCCGUCUAUUACAUCUACAUGGGACACCCAGUCAGGCUAUGACACUGCCCCAGCCGCGCAGAGCCCCGACUCGGGAAUGUCACCAGUCAGCAGCCCUUAUGUCAACCAGGCCUCGUCCAAGACCGACAUCACAACCGACGCUGUCGGCGACAACGAAAAUGCCAAGGAGGGAUUCCAAACCAUUUCGGCAUCAGACAAACUCUUCAGGAAGCCUGACCCGGCCAUUGAUGGCGAAGACUGUCUCCACGACUGCGCAACUUGUACAGUGAAAUACCCCGCAAAAUUUGAUGUGGACUUCCAGGAUGAGCUGUACGGACAAGUAAAUGGAUGGGCUACACAUAUGCUCGUGGCUACGGGCAAGUCAGAUUGGGUACGGGAUGUUGCAGAUGAGCAAGGAAGUGUCAUGGAGGCGAUCGAGAAGGGAGGAGUAGAGCCUAGCAAUGGGGUAAGUCGUCUGCUCCCGGAUAUGAUGAAGUCUUUGAACUAA
This is a messenger RNA of Penicillium argentinense, 1482 nucleotides long. RefSeq lists its product as uncharacterized. NCBI's taxonomy places the organism in Eukaryota, Fungi, Ascomycota, Eurotiomycetes, Eurotiales, Aspergillaceae. The transcript has 2 exons. The record is from RefSeq and is a predicted model, not a curated record. Bases 1 to 1482 code for a protein of 493 amino acids.